Molecule: messenger RNA, 327 nt
Organism: Yamadazyma jaroonii
Lineage: Eukaryota; Fungi; Ascomycota; Pichiomycetes; Serinales; Debaryomycetaceae
Source: the annotation of a GenBank genome assembly
AUGUUUAAAUUUGUACCAAAAAGAUUAAUAGUACCAUCAAUAGUACCAAGAAGAUUUAAUUCUUCAGUUCAUGAUAGAAUGAGACAAGUUGCGGAAUUAGUUAAAAAUGAUCCGGAAUUAAAAGCAUCAUUCACUAAAAUGGAAGCAAUUUUCAGAGAGAAAGGAUUUAUUGGUGAUAAACCUCCAUCAUUUAUUCAAUUAUCCAAGAUGUUAAUGGAUCCUGAAGUUAGAAGUUCACUUAGUGUUCUUCAACAAAAGAUUCAAGAAGCUAACAUUCAAAUCAAUCCAUCAGAUUUUUCCGAACUUAUGAAACAGUAUAAGAAAUGA